Messenger RNA from Prunus armeniaca (apricot), 738 nucleotides. Lineage: Eukaryota; Viridiplantae; Streptophyta; Magnoliopsida; Rosales; Rosaceae. The record is from the annotation of a GenBank genome assembly.
AUGGCUCAGAGAACGGAGAAGGAAGAGACGGAGUUCAAGGUCCCCGAAACUCUAACGCACUGCGUUAACAACUGCGGCGUCACAGGCAAUCCCUCCACCAACAACAUGUGCCAGAAGUGCUUCAACGCCUCCUCAGCCACCACCACAGCAACCUCAUCUUCGGCUGUGACUUUGAAGUUUUCCGGCGAGAAAAGUCCGAGAUCUAGCUCCUUUAGCUUCGAGGCUCCGGCCGAGAUCACCCGCAGAACGACGGCGUCCGAGAUCGCGAGAUCGGACGAAUCGGCGAAUCGGCGAGUGGUAAACCGUUGCUCCGGAUGCCGGAGAAAGGUCGGGUUGACCGGAUUCCGGUGCCGGUGCGGCGAACUCUUCUGCUCCGAGCACCGGUACUCCGACCGCCACGUGUGCAGCUACGACUACAAGGCCGCGGGUCGCGAGGCCAUCGCGAGAGAAAACCCCGUGGUCAAGGCCGCGAAGAUCGUCCGGUUGAAUGUUAAUUCGAAGAAGAGACAGGGUGUUUUAUGUCAUUUCGAAACUUUGCAACUGGAAAAUCCAGUUGGGAGGAGGGUUGAAAGCUAUGGGGCCCACCGUAUGGGCAACUUAGGGGGCGCAUUCAAUUAUUUAUUUCUCGCGAUGGAACGAGAUGAUAACUUGAUACGAGUGGGUAUAUUGCCUAGGCGAGUUGAAGAGGGCGUAUGGGAGGGUGACACGUGUGCAUGGCAUAAACCAUUAAAGCUGUAA